AUGAGUAGCAUGGCCAUGGCGUGUGGAGGUUGCUACCACUACUACUGCCCCUCACAACACCCACUCUUCCCUAGCUCAUCCUCCUCCUCCUCCUCCUCCUCACAGUCGAAGCGUGCUACUACUGUAUUAGUUUCUCUUUCCAAAUCCAACAAGAAUGGCGAAAUUGAUAAAUCCGAGUGUAUUAAAGGAUCUGGAACCACCGCUAGAGGUCGAAGAUUGCUCAGAAUCCGACAAGACAAACAGCAACGCGAACAUGAACGACUUCACAAUUACCCUGCUUGGGCUAAAGUCCUUGAAGAUGCGUGCAAAAACGAUACUGAACUCAGGACUGUACUUGGUGAUAGUAUCGGAAACCCUCAACUCAUGAAGGAGCGGGUGGAAGAUAGAAUUCGAAAGAAGGGUAAAGACUUUCGCAAGUCCAAAACUGGAUCUGUUGUAGCCGCCAAAGUCACCUUUAGAGACUUCAAUCCACUUGAUUCCUUUAUCUGGUUUGAAUUGUACGGAUCACCCACUGAUCGCGAUGUUAAUCUAAUUGGCAGUGUUAUUCAAGGAUGGUAUGUCAUGGGUCGAGUUGGUGCCUUCAAUUCUUCAAACUUGCAGAUGUCAAAUUCGUCAAUGGAGCAUGAUCCUCUCUAUGAUUCAGAUAAGGGUUUCAAAGUGAUGCCAUCAUCUUUCCAUGAUAUCGGGGACGUUGAAUUCCAGGAUAAUUGGGGACGUGUAUGGGUGGACCUAGGUACGGCUGAUUAUUUUGCCAUUGAUGUGCUUCUCAACUGCCUAACUUGUUUAAGUUCAGAAUAUCUUGGUAUCCAACAAAUCGUGUUUGGUGGUCGGAGCAUGGGUGAUUGGGAAGAGGGGAUGACAGACCCUGAGUAUGGUUACAAGUCCUUCAAGAUAUAA
Molecule: messenger RNA, 897 nt
Organism: Vicia faba (fava bean)
Lineage: Eukaryota; Viridiplantae; Streptophyta; Magnoliopsida; Fabales; Fabaceae
Source: the annotation of a GenBank genome assembly